This is a messenger RNA of Hemiscyllium ocellatum (epaulette shark), 2054 nucleotides long. Its product is annotated as zinc finger protein 271-like. The record is from RefSeq and is a predicted model, not a curated record. The coding region runs from base 622 to 1662 and encodes 346 amino acids. Gene Ontology annotation, molecular function: DNA-binding transcription repressor activity, RNA polymerase II-specific. The transcript is spliced from 2 exons. NCBI's taxonomy places the organism in Eukaryota, Metazoa, Chordata, Chondrichthyes, Orectolobiformes, Hemiscylliidae. Gene Ontology annotation, biological process: negative regulation of transcription by RNA polymerase II.
AAUCAGAGAGUCCACCCACUCUGCCCAUUGUCUCCUCUUCCUCUUCCAGAGCUGGUUCACUUCCUAUAGGGACUGAAAACCAAGUGAGGAGAUGAUGGUUUGCACUGUGCUACACCACAGAAGAAGGACAGGAUAGACCUUGCAAACAGAGGUUGAUCAUCACCCAAGGAACAGCUGCAAAGCAGAUAGAUACUGACCACUACCUAAGGAACAACUGUGGAAAGGCAUUCAGUUCCUUCAUAGCGUUGCCCAACACAGAAGGCUAGGCAGUGAAACAUCAUCUAGAAAUCUGAAGGGUCGGGUGGACUUUGACACAUCAUCAGAUCUGAAACUGGUCAGUGGUGAGCAGCUUUCUAUUCGAACCAAGCUUGCUGAAGGUUGGGCUGUGGGUGAUUGGUCAGGGUCAGGCUGGGAAGAAGUGUGAGUGACCUCAAGUGUGGAGAGAGCUUCAGUCAUUCAUCGAACCUCAUGAACCACUGACUCACUCCUGCAUGUGAGAAGCUGUUCCCAAGUGAGGAAGACUCCACAGGCUGAUCAGAUCUCUGACCAGACAAGCUUCCUCCGUUAUUCAUACAAACUGACCAGACAAGCUUCCUUCGUUAUUCAUACAAAGUUAGCAACAUGGAAGGAAAACCAUUUAAGUGUGAGGUGUGCAAUAAAUCGUUCUCCCAUUCGUCUUACUUUCGCAUACAUCAACGCAUUCACACGGGAGAGAAACCAUUUGAGUGUGGGGAAUGCAAAAAAUCGUUUGUCCAGUCGUCAUACCUCCGCAGACACCAACGCAGUCACACUGGGGAGAAACCAUUCACGUGUGAGGUGUGUAACAGAGGAUUCUCCGAACUAUCAAGCCUCGUGAAUCACCGACGUAUUCACACAGGAGAGAAACCAUUCAUGUGUGAGGUGUGUGACAAAUCAUUCUCGAGGUUAUCAAAUCUCCUUGCACACCAACGCACUCAUACAGGGGAGAAACCAUUCAAAUGUGAGGUGUGUAACAGAGGAUUCACAGAACUCUCAAGCCUCAUGAAUCACCGACGCAUUCACACAGGAGAGAAGCCAUUCACUUGCGAGGUGUGUGAUAAAUCAUUCUCGACAUCAUCAAACUUCCUUGCACAUCAACGCACUCAUACAGGGGAGAAGCCAUUCAAAUGUGAGGUUUGCAAUCAAGCUUUUGUGAAAGCAUCCAAUCUCCUGAUACACCAGAGAAUUCACACAGGGGAGAGACCUUUCAAGUGUGUGGUUUGUAACCAAUCCUUUUUGAAAUCUGGGAACCUUCGUGUCCACCAACGCAUGCACACAGGGGAAAGACCAUUCAAGUGUAAAGUGUGUAACAGGGACUUUGCGCAGUCAUCGGCUCUUGUAGGUCACUACCGCCUUCACACAGGUGAGAAGCCAUUCAGGUGUGAGGUGUGUGACAGAUCAUUCGCAAGAUCAUCAACGCUGCGCACCCACCAACGCAUUCACACUGGGGAGAAGCCGUUCAUGUGUGAGGUAUGUGACAAAUCCUUCUCGAGGUCAUCACAGCUUCUGCUGCAUCAGAGGAUUCACACAGGAGAGAAACCCUUUAAAUGCGAGGUGUGUGACAAGGCUUUCACACUGGCAUCGACACUCGGGAAUCACCGACACAGUCACGUUGGAGAGACGCCGUUCGGAUGUGACGUCUGAGAAGACUCUUUCCUGAAGUCGUCACACCCUGUGUGUGUACCAGUGCAUUCACACAGAUGGGAAACCAUUCAGGUGCAAUAUUUGUGAUGCAGUUUUCACCCUCUCCUCCGUUCUCCCAAAUCAGCAGCGGAUCCACAUGGGAAAAGCAAUUCAAAUGUGAAGCAUGUGACAAGUCAUUCUCUUACUCAUCAACAGACCGCGUGUUCACAUGGGAUAGAUGAUCAUGGCUGCGUAUGCUGCGAAUCUUCCCUUCUGGGAGGCAAUGGCCAAGUGAAAUUAUUGCUGGACACCCAGCUAGAAACCCAGCUAAUGUUCUGGGGACCUGGAUUUAAAACCCACCAUGACAGAUGGUGGAAUUUGAAUUCAAUAAAAAUCUGGAAUUAAGAAUCUAA